GUGGCGGCCAAGGUGCUCUGUCACUCUCACACUGAUGAAGAGAGAACAGAGGCUGGAUACACUCACCGUCACCUUCCACUCUUUCUCAAUGAAGAACUGAGGACAAGGAAGCAAUAAGAGGGUGAAAGAGGAGCCCCCGUCUUCCAACAUCAUGACGUUCCUGCAGCAGAUGCGCUCCCCGCGUCUCUCCUUCAUCCAGACAGUGACGUCUCUCUUCCUGGGCGGCUUGGCCCUCAUGUCCUCCUAUUGGUGUGUGGGUAAGCAGAAGGUGCCCAAGCCGCUCUGCUCGCCCACCAAGCACAGCAACUGCAUCCCUGUUCCCGGCGUGUCCAACUCAUCCAGCAUCCAGUUCUCCUGGGAGACCGGGGACGACCGCUUUGUCUUCCCGUCCUUCCACACGGGCCUGUUCGUCAGCUGCGAGGAGAACAUCUACUCAGACACCUGGGAGGAAAAAUGUCGGGGGUUUCAUACUUUGACUCCAGGAUCUGAAAAAGCGAUGAUGUGGCUGUCACUGUCGAUGGAGAUCAUGUACGUCGGUCUGCUGCUCCUCAGCUGCGCGUUGCUGUCAGUGCAGUUGUGUAUGAGCGCCUGGUUCCCCUCCACACAGCGCUGCGGCCAGCUGCUCAAUGCCUUCGCCGCCGUCUUCACUGUCCUGGGAGGUCUGAUCGGGAUGGUGGCUCACAUGAUGUUUAUGCAGGUGUUUCAGACCACGGCCACUAUGGGACCAGAGGACUUCAAACCCCACAGCUACGGCUACUCCUGGGCCUUCUACGUCGCCUGGUUGGCCUUCACUAUCUGCAUGGCAGCCGGCGUCUCCACUCUCAACAACUACACCAAGAACGUCCUGAUGGUGGGACCCAGAUGCAACUCCAGCCUGAACCCCUGCAGGUUUAACUUUGUGGAGCUUCCGCCCCCGGCCCCCUACUACACCCCUCCAAACCCAGCCAUCACCCUGGCCUCUCCCCCCUCUCCUCCAUGCAUCUCCCACUUGUCCCCCUACUACGAGCCCCCGGUGUUGCCCGUGCCACCCUCAUCAUCACAGAGGCUCGCGCACUCCCACUGCCUCUCUCUGCCGCACUCUCACUCUUUUCCUCCUCCCCCCUCCCACCCUGCGCCUGCGUCCCCCUUCCACCGCCUGUCCCUCCCCUCUGCCACUUCCUCUCCCUCCAUCUCGGUCCACCUGCCCGUGCCAGGACACCAAGAGAACCUCAGCCCCCAUUACGAGCCAGAGGACGACAACAGCCCGCUUUGACCGAGGAUACGCAACAACAGCUACCGCCUCCGGGCAGUCCGAGGAAAUCUCUCAAUGACGAGAGGACCUGUGCCCGGUGUCCCAAAGUCACCGUGGCAAUGCAGUUUAGUCAUCAUCUUUGUCCUCUGGAUUUGCAGGAUCAGCAGCUUGCAGGCUACCCAAAACAUUAGCAACACCCCUUCUCUCCUGAGAUAAACCAUGCCAGUGAAUUCAGGUAAAAGAUAUUAUGUCUUAUUCAUUCCACGUAAUUACGAAGGGGACAUGUAGGUGUAAAGGAGGAGUCAGAUUAAAGCAUUUUCAAGACAUAAGACGAUCAAAGCAUCGUGAAAUUGUGAAAAAAGCUAGUUUUCCUAAAUGUCGGGCACACCGCAUAGCACGGCUCAGAAACAGCUCAUAACCCUCCAGAUAAUAUCUUAUACUUUCAGAGGUUAAGCAAGUCAAACAAACAGAUCAAUAGCAGAAGAUUAAAAUGAUGGAGUGUUUUUUUUUUUUUUUUUUUUUUUUAAAGCAUUGCUUGUAAAUUAAGCUUUUGGCUGAACAAACUUUUACAGAGCCAACCCUCUGUGUGAGAGAUGAACAGUUGAAAAAAAUAUUUCUGCAAAUUGACAUGUGGUGUGUUGGUAUAGAACAAUAACAACAUUACUACUGCGCCACUUUGAAAUGAUCUGAUCUGGUUGUGCUGCUGACUUCACGCCGACUGUCCUCGCUCAGAUUGUCUUUGUCUCUGCCUCUGCAUGUAUGUAUCUUUGAGCCAUUCAAUACAUCUUAUAUCUGAAUAAAACCCCUCAGAUAUUA
Messenger RNA from Myripristis murdjan (pinecone soldierfish), 2047 nucleotides. It is a transcript of the gene gsg1, whose product is annotated as germ cell associated 1. Gene Ontology annotation, cellular component: plasma membrane. NCBI's taxonomy places the organism in Eukaryota, Metazoa, Chordata, Actinopteri, Holocentriformes, Holocentridae. The coding region runs from base 152 to 1252 and encodes 366 amino acids. The transcript has 6 exons. The record is from RefSeq and is a predicted model, not a curated record.